UGGCUACACCCUGUGCUUGGUCACAGCACUCCCCGUCCCCUAGACAUAAUCUCCUUCCCCUAGAAUGUAAGCUUCAUGAGGGAGGGAUUUUGUUCUUUGACCACUGUGUCCACAAAGCCAAGUUCAGUGCCUGCCACUCACUAGAUACUCAGUGAUGAUUUGUUGAAUGAAUGAAUGGGUUCAACAACUCCCCCUUCUUCCUGGGCCUGCCCAGAAGUCAUUCAGCAGUUGUUCCCUGGAUCCACUGUGUGCUGGGGGCUAUGACAGCCGUGAGCAAGGCAGUGUCCUGCCCUCGGGAAACUUAGGAUCUGACAAAGAAGGAGACCCAAGAUGCAGAUGGUGGGGAGGUAGGUUCCAGAGUCAGCCCAGAUCCAGAUACAUCCUAGAGCUUCUGGGCCUUUGCACAUGCUGCUCCCUCCACCUAGAAUGCCCUUCACACAGGCUUUGCCUGCGCUGAUGCCCUUCACUCCUCCUUAAGGCCUCGUGGUGGGAGAGAACAUGGUUCACAACGAAGAGCCAGGAAGCAGGGAGGCACACUGCUGCACGGUGGGGCAGGGGUGGUUAGUACCGAGAAGAAAGAGUUGGACCGGAUCAUUCUCAGAUGGGCUUACAGACCACCUUGAGAUCGAUGUGUACUUGGCCAAAAGUCUGGCAGAGAAGCUCUAUCUGUUUCAGUACCCUGUGCGUCCAGCCUCGAUGACCUACGAUGACAUUCCACACCUUUCAGCCAAGAUCAAGCCCAAGCAGCAGAAGGUAGAGCUUGAGAUGGCCAUCGACACCCUGAACCCCAACUAUUGCCGCAGCAAAGGGGAGCAGAUUGCGCUCAACGUGGACGGCGCCUGUGCAGAUGAGAGCAGCACUUACUCCUCGAAGCUGAUGGACAAGCAGACAUUCUGCUCCUCCCAGAGCACCAGUAACACAGCCCGAUACGCUGCUGCACUCUACAGGCAAGGUGAGCUGCACCUGACGCCUCUCCAUGGCAUCCUGCAGCUGCGGCCAAGCUUCUCCUACCUGGAUAAGGCAGACGCAAAGCACCGGGAGAGGGAGGCGGCCAAUGAGGCAGGAGACUCUUCGCAGGAUGAGGCGGAAGAAGACGUGAAGCAGAUCACGGUGCGGUUCUCCCGUCCGGAGUCGGAGCAGGCCCGCCAGCGCCGCGUGCAGUCCUAUGAGUUCCUGCAGAAGAAGCACGCCGAGGAGCCGUGGGUGCAUCUGCACUACUAUGGUUUGAGGGACAGCCGCUCUGAGCACGAGCGCCAGUACCUGCUGUGCCAGGGUUCCAGCGGGGUCGAGAACACAGAGCUCGUCAAGUCACCCAGCGAAUACCUCAUGAUGCUGAUGCCCCCCAGCCCGGAGGAGGAGAAAGACAAACCCGUGGCCCCCAGCAACGUCCUGUCCAUGGCCCAGCUGCGCACCUUGCCCCUGGCUGAUCAGAUCAAGAUCCUGAUGAAGAAUGUGAAGGUCAUGCCUUUUGCCAACUUGAUGAGCCUCCUCGGCCCCUCCAUCGACUCCGUGGCUGUUCUGCGUGGCAUCCAGAAGGUGGCGAUGUUAGUCCAAGGAAACUGGGUUGUGAAGAGUGACAUCCUGUACCCCAAGGACUCCUCCAGCCCUCACAGUGGUGUGCCUGCUGAGGUGCUCUGCCGCGGUCGUGACUUUGUUAUGUGGAAGUUCACGCAGAGCCGGUGGGUGGUGAGGAAGGAGGUGGCGGCAGUGACUAAACUCUGCACGGAGGAUGUGAAGGACUUCCUGGAGCACAUGGCCGUGGUGAGGAUCAACAAAGGCUGGGAGUUCAUACUGCCUUACGAUGGGGAGUUCAUCAAGAAACAUCCCGAUGUGGUCCAGCGGCAGCACAUGCUGUGGACGGGCAUCCAGGCCAAAUUAGAAAAAGUAUAUAAUCUUGUGAAGGAAAGCUUGCCAAAGAAGUCAGAUGGACAGUCAGGGCCUGCUGCGCUGCUCUCCGGGGACCAGCGGGUCCAAGUGGCCAAAAGCAAGGCCCAGCAGAACCACGCCCUGCUGGAGCGGGAGCUGCAGCGGAGGAAGGAGCAGCUGCGGGCGUCCGCGGUCCUGCCCGGCGUGCGGAUCAAGGAGGAGCCCGUGAGUGAGGAGGGCGAGGACGAGGAAGAUCGAGAGGCGGAGGAAGAGGAGGAGCCCAUGGACACCUCUCUUGGUGGCGGCCUCCACAACAGGCUGGCCAACGGGCUGCCUAGCGGGCGGGCGGCCGGCGGGGACAGCUUCAACGGGCACCCGCCGGGCUGCGCCAGCGCCCCGGUGGCCCAGGAACUGAGGGCCUUCGUGGAGGCCACCUUCCAGAGACAGUUCGUGCUCACGCUGAGUGAACUCAAGCGCCUCUUCAACCUGCAUUUGGCCAGCCUGCCGCCCGGCCACACGCUGUUCAGCGGCAUCUCGGACCGCAUGCUGCAGGACACGGUGCUGGCCGCCGGCUGCAGGCAGAUCCUGGUGCCUUUUCCCCCCCAGACUGCUGCGUCCCCCGAUGAGCAGAAGGUGUUCGCCCUCUGGGAGUCUGGAGACAUGAGCGAUCAGCACCGACAGGUUUUGCUUGAAAUCUUUUCCAAAAAUUACCGGGUCCGCCGGAACAUGAUCCAGUCUCGGCUGACUCAGGAGUGCGGAGAGGACCUGAGCAAGCAGGAGGUGGAUAAAGUGCUAAAGGUAUCCCUGCUUCGCGCCGUCAGCCCCUGGCUGGGGGCGCCCAGGGCUGGCUUCUCCCGGCCUCGGGUGCUUCGUAAAUCUGGCCUCUCCCGAGCCAGGGGGUCUCCGCCACUGAUGCUGGGGGGCGGGGGCCGAGGAGUGAGCUGAGGGAGGUGUGGACGCCACCCUCGCAGAGAUAACCGGGCCUGUGAGUCCCGACUCGCCUCCCCUUUAGAAUCGUGUGCAGCUUGCACACGUACCGUAUUUGCAGACCCCCGGCCCGGAAAGCUGCUCCCCGUUUCCUCAUGUCGUGAUGACCUCAGCCAUCUGGGCCGUAACCUAGAGCUACUACUGAGGCACCUUCGUUCUGGGUCUGCUUAGGGACAGUUUUUUGGUUGUUGUUUUUUUUAAUCUUGUGCUUACCAAGCACAUUCAUUUAUGGUUCCUUACUUUUUGGACCCCCCGAGAGGAGGUAGCCCUGAGGCCCAAAUGCUGCUAGUGCAGCGCUGUGAGGAGGCAGAUCUUGAUUUCCCAUUUGUGUUCUGUCCAUUAGUCAUAGACUGAGUUGUGGCGUUCUGUAUGAGACGGAGUCUCCACCUUUCCUGCUCAAGUCUGCCCUUAACACCUCUCUCUCUCCUCCCAGGACUGCUGUGUAAGCUAUGGUGGCAUGUGGUACCUUAAAGGGACAGUACAGUCUUGACAAUAGUC
Enhydra lutris kenyoni (northern sea otter) is the source of this 3351-nucleotide messenger RNA. Its product is annotated as RNA polymerase III subunit E. The record is from RefSeq and is a predicted model, not a curated record. Gene Ontology annotation, cellular component: nucleus; RNA polymerase III complex. Gene Ontology annotation, biological process: DNA-templated transcription. Bases 499 to 2811 code for a protein of 770 amino acids. The transcript has 19 exons. NCBI's taxonomy places the organism in Eukaryota, Metazoa, Chordata, Mammalia, Carnivora, Mustelidae.